AUCUUCUUUAUAAUGAUAUCUUUUGAAUGAAUUUCAGUUGAAGUUGAUAUCUCGAUCCGUUCUUUAGAUAUCGAAAACGAAAAAAAUGCUGACAUAUCUACAAUGUACAUACAUACGUAUAUAUGUACGUGCAAGUGGAAGUUUGGUAACAUUUCGUGCGACCAGAGUGAAAGUUUGGUGACUAUUACCAAACUUCCCUACAACGAUUAUGGAAGUUUCGUGACGGUCACCGAACAUCCAAAAUAAUUUUAAAAACAAAAAAAAAAAAAAACAAGUAACAGGAAAACACGACAAAUGUCGAAUAUACAGUUAAACACCAUAUAAUAAUCUAAGUUCUGUUUUUCAAGAAUCUAGGGGAAGCAGAAUAACAGAGUAAAUAUCGAAAUUUAUUGCAAAAAAUAGGUCUUUCACAAAACCUCGGUGACUGUCACCGAUCUUUCAAAAUGACUUCGAAUUCAUUGAAUUUUUAUAAAUCUAACAUCUAGAAAAAUUAGAAUGAACCAGUUAUAUAACUUAGGAUUCAAAAAUUGAAUUUAAACACACUCAAUCCUGAAUCAUGAGUUCCUAAGGAUUAAUAGUAUCGAUAACAGAUAUUUAACAUCAUAAAUAGUAGGGAUAGAGCUGAUUGCUGACUAUCGCCAACUAUUCACAAAAUUUAAAAAAAAAUUACUAAAUAUUAAUUCGGAGUCGAUUUAAAAAAAAUUACAGUAUUUAUCUGUCUAUUCAAAAUAAUUAUCAGAAAAUUUUUGAGUUUUUAAAGAAACCAUCAAUAGAGUACUCAUUAUGCAUUCUUGCAACAUAACUUUUUCUAAGAAGGAAAGCAUCAUUAAAAAUUAUUUAUAAUCGAGAAAAGCUGAAACAUGCCAAUAUACUAUUUUACUUUAAUUUUAUUACGUUAAGGUUACAUGAUUUUCGGGCGAUCAUUAGCAGAAUGUUUACAUCAACAUGUUUUAUAUGUAACGCACUACUUUCGGUAGCUGAUAUCGGUUCACUUGAUCAGUUUUGCAAAAAAUUUUUGAAGAAUACUUAUAAGCUGUCGAUCAAAAACUUUGAAAUCGUUGAUAUAACAUGUCAAUUAUCUGUGCAAAAUUACAAACUGUAAAACAAAAUAUCAAUAAUAUUAUAAUUCACUUUUUACUUUUAUAUUAUAUAUUAGCAAAUCCCCGCGACUUCGACUGUGAAUAGACCAAUUACAGAAAGCUAUUGCUGUGUGAUAGGAUUCAUAAAAAAGUAAUAUAUUCGCAAAUAAUAUAUUCAUACAAAAAAGUAAUAUUAUGGUCACUGGAGCAGUUUAAGCUCGCUCUCCUCGAAUACAACGAGCAAGUUGAAUGUCUUUGGGCAUGAUGGUCACCUGUUUUGCGUGAAUGGCGCACAAGUUGGUAUCUUCAAAAAGACCAACGAGGUAUGCCUCGCUGACUUUUUAAAGAGCUAUCACAGCUGAGCUCUGGAAUCUCAAGUGUUUUGAAGUCCUGAGUGAUGUCGCGACCAAGCCGUUGGAAUGGCAAUUUACAGAUGAGUAACUCAGUACUUUUCUGAUAACGACGAAUUUCUUGAAAUGCAACAGUUCCAGGCCAGUAGCGAUGUAGUUUCUUAAUUCUUCCAGUUGCAGGAGCACACAGGGAAUGAGAUUGUUUCAGUAAAUCACUUAUGCGUUGGAAGAGCUCAAAUACAUCGAAUGGAUUCCGUUUUUCAUUGUUUACAACAAGUUUAACUAUUAUAAACAAUUCACAUAACAAAAAGUAGUCUAUAAUAUUUCCAACAACCCCCUUCAAACGGUUGCAAAAUUUGGUUGCAAUCGAAUUAGCCGUUUUGGAGAUUACCCCGAACAAAGAGACUAACACCAGAAAUUUAUACAGUAGUAUAGAUAUAGAUUACUUCUUUGGAGUAAUAGUAUGUUACGAAACUUUCUUUUUAUUAUGAUGCUUUUCUUUAGGCUUUUAGGAAAUUUUCAUCGAUUGGCAUAGUUUUUAUUUUUGAUAUCCUACGCAGACAUUGUUGCAGGUAAAAGCUAGUUCAUCAUAAACAGUAGGGUUAACAACCAAUUAGGUCACCAUUAAUUCAGUAAACAAUUUGCACUGGAAAACGAACAACUUACAUGUAUGAGUAAAGUAAUUUAUUUUCAUUACGAAUUUAAUCGAGAAAUCAAUGAAAGUAUCACAUUAAAUAAUUGAUGUCAGUCACCGAACUUCCAGAAUAGUUACAAAGUUUGUUCAACGAAUUUAUUUGAAAUUGUUGAUGAAAAAUAAGAGAAUAAAAAAGAGCAGUCGAUAAUUGUUAACAAAUUAUAAAUAAGAUCUUAAAAAUUGACUUUACAUCGUCGAUAUAUUGAAUGAGAACAAAUUUUGAAACCCUAUCCUUACGCCUCCUCCAAUCCUCAAACCUAAAUUUAUUCCUUCCUAAUUUUGGGUCCACCCCUACUCCCAACUUGAGACAACAUCCUUGCGGCAGACACCCAGCUUCCUACACUCGGAUCAGUUACCCACUCUCAAAAAGAUAGUCUUUGGCUAACAUUCAUAACCAGCAGAACAAUUUCAACCUCUUUUCGUAUGUUUUCUAUAUAAAUAUCAAUAAAGGAUUUUCUUACGAAACAAUUGUCUCGUCAUUGAGGUACACAACACAAUUGGCGACAAGGAUUCGGGACGUCAACGCAUUAAAGUACAGUGUUUGCAAAGAAUUAGAGACUCUUUAAUGUGCAAAAAAAGUGUCAAUUUUUAUUGUUUAUCGAUAACGACCCACUAAGACGCACGACGACCUGAAUGAAAAUUGGAAUUCCACAUCAAUCAGUGAGUGCAGUAACCCUAAGAUAGCCAGUUGAGCUGUGAUCCAGAAUUGGCUGACUUCUAAAACUAGCAAUUUCAGCACUAAUAACAUCGUAGCAGAUCGAUUUGUAAAAUCUGUUCAAGAGAUAUUAUCGAUAAAAAUAUAUUUCACAUCCAAUUGGAAUGUCGCUAGCUGCAGAUAUUUCUACUGCACUGCAUCUAUUGGUCCAUAUUCAUAACAGAGUCAAGGACAACGAUAAAUUGGAAUUUCAUUUGCACACGAGUGAUGAUGUCAGUUUAUUGAUUUCAUUGCUGGAAGAACCACUUUUUAGGAGCAUAGUGGUAAUUCAAGAUUCAUUAAUUGAUUUAAAUACUCAAUUGAUUCAACACCCAUCGAUCUUACCUGGUGAUUUUGAUAUAAAUUUAAUUGGACAAUUAGAAUUAUCGAUACCAACUCCACCAAUAAAAUCGUCAGAGAUCAAUGCAUAUCAGGAUUUAUAUAAUGACAAUAGUGAAUUAGAUGAUCAACGAGUUCCUGUAGCAUCAGUCAUCCAUACAAGUAGUGAAGAUAAUAGUACACAGUUGAAUACAUCCGGAUUGCUUUCUGAGGGAUUGAAUGUUCUACCAAUUACAACACCAACAUAUGUCAAAGAAUUUCAGAAAGUGAUUGAAACAGCAGCUAACGGACGUGAAAUACUAACUGUACAGCUUUGCAAGCCGGAAGGGAACAAUCUUGGCUUCAGCGUAGUUGGACUGAGAAGUAAAGAAAAAGGUGAUUUGGGUAUUUUUCUGCAAGAAAUUCAACCCAACAGCAUAGCAGGACGGGAUGGUCGUUUAGUAGAGGGAGAUCAGAUACUAGCUAUUGAUGGACAACCAUUAGAUUCAAAUAUAUCUCAUGAACAAGCAAUAUCUAUUCUUCAACAAGCACGUGGAGUUGUUGAAAUUGUUAUUGCACGGAAUAAUCAAGAUUACACUGGUCAAUCUGACGAUACAUCUGAAGCUUCAACAAUUUUAGCUUCUGAUCCAUGCAUUCUUCUGGAAUCUAAUGAAACUAAAACGGCCCUAGAGCUUGAAUCUACUGUAAGAUCAUAUUUGCAUGAUUUAUCAACAACAAAGGAUACACAUUCAACUCCUCAUUAUUCCCUGCUUCCAUUAUCUGAGGCUUCAGGAGUUGAGCGAUCACCUUCCGCAUUAAGUGAAACUUCAAGAAGUAGUGUUGACAUGGUGGAUAAUCGAUUACAGAGUGGUGAUCAUAUACUUCAAAUUGGUGAUGUAAACUUACGUGGAAUGGGGAGUGAACAAGUCGCAGCAGUAUUAAGGCAAUCAGGAACGCAUGUGAGAUUAGUAGUCGCUCGACCAGUGGAGCCAAUGUCACCAGAUUAUCAGAUGAUAGAAAAUUAUACAUUGAUAGUACCAACAAAAAUACUUAGUGAUUCUGAAGAACUUGAUCGCUAUUUAAUACAGAAGCUUCCUGGCAACUGUAAUUUGACAAGUAAUGAAAAUGUAUCGAACAACGAUACAAAUACUAUGGAACAUGAUUCAGAUCCAUACAUGAAAACAGGAUUCAUAAUUGACAUCGUUCAAAAUCCAGCUUCAUCCGGACUAACAUCUGCUAUUACUACUUCAGAAUUUACGUCUCGAUUCAAUUCUUCAACUUACUUGCCGGAUUCGGCCGAUACAAAUUUAUGUCCAGAAAUGGAACGGUUUACUGUUGAACUAAAGAAAGAUAUUUACGGUCUCGGUAUAACGAUUGCUGGUUAUGUUUGUGAACAAGAAGAAUUGUCUGGAAUUUUUAUAAAAAGUAUAAGUAAAGGGAGCGCCGCAGAUCUAAGCAAUAAAGUACAAGUCAAUGAUCGGAUUAUUGAAGUUAAUAAUCAUCCUUUAAAAGGUUAUUCCAACCAUGAAGCAGUUGAAGUUUUGAAAAAUACUGGACAAAUAGUAACAUUAUGCAUGGAGCGAUACUUGAGAGGACCCAAAUAUGAACAAUUGCAGCAAGCGAUUGCAGCAAGUGAACUAAAAAAACCUCAACCUGCAUCUCCGUCGAUUAUGAGUCUACCGAGUUUUCCAAUCAGCACGGAUGGAGAUACUAUUUUAGGAACUGAUUAUGGAGAAGAAGAUGAAACAUGUACUUUUGACAAGAGUACAAUUCUUGACAACGAUAAAAAUCGUUUAUUAUUAGAGAAUAGUCCAAAUCAUUUCGUAAUAGAAGAUGUCUCUUGUGAUCCAAUGAUUAAUCUUAACCCUACAACAAAGACUACUAUCGAAAAAAAAUGGAAGGAUAUUUUAGAUGAUGACACUGAGAUAAUUAUCGCACAGUUGAAAAAAUUCUCUGAAGACGGUGGUUUAGGUAUCAGCUUAGAAGGAACCGUUGAUGUUGAAAAUGGUCAAGAAGUACGACCGCAUCAUUAUAUUCGUUCAAUACUUCCAGAAGGUCCCGUUGGAAAAGAUGGAACGUUACGUUCUGGUGACGAACUAUUAGAGGUCAACGGAAUGAAGUUACUUGGUAUAAAUCAUAAGGAUGUCGUUGCAAUCUUAAAAGAUCUUCCGAUGAACGUCAGAAUCGUUUGUGGAAGAAACAGCACAUCUCAAAUUAUUCUGUGUCCCAUCAACACAGCACAACAUCCAGCAGCGUUCCAAACAAGAAACAUUUCACACGACCUAUCUGUACAGUCGAUGAAUGUCAUGGAUAAAUUAGUGAAAGCUAAAUCAGAUGAGUCAUUAGCAUCUACCAACAUGUCAGAUAGCAUGAAUGAUGUUACAAUGAAAGCGAAAUCGCGAUCUCUUGAGCCCCUCACAAACUUCGCGAUGUGGAGUACGGAAUAUCAGGAAAUCAAAUUGAAGAAAGGAGAGAGAGGACUAGGAUUUUCUAUUCUGGAUUAUCAGGAUCCUGUUAAUCCGAAGAAGACAGUCAUCGUCAUUCGAUCUCUUGUUCCUGGUGGAGUAGCCCAAAUUGACGGUCAAAUUAUUCCAGGUGAUCGUCUUAUUUCUGUCAAUGACGUAAUCUUAGAAAAUUCAACAUUAGAUCAAGCUGUGCAAGUACUUAAGAAUGCUGCAAAAGGAACAGUUAAAAUAGGUGUUGCGAAGCCGUUAUCAAUUCCAGAUAAUAUAAUCAAUAAUCACAGAAUCAAUAUUAAGAAACAAGCAAACGAUAGUUACUCUUAUUUAAAGCACAACAAUUAUCAUUAUAGAAAUUUUGUUUAUGAUUAAUUUCACUAUUAUAUCGUCUGUAAGUCAUGCUUAUUUACACACUCAAUUAAUUAAAGAGAUAAAUAAUAUAAGAGACUAGUUUCAUAAUUAAAAUGUCAACCGGCCAUCAAUAGCUGUUCAAGAAUUUGAUUUGUACAAACAGGUUUAAUGACAUAAGUUCUUAUAAUUUUUAUAAUUAUUUAAUUAGAAUAGUCAAUACUCUUCGUGCAUUAAUUGCAAUUAGUCUUUAGAAUUAGAGUGAAUUUUUGCGUUAUUAUUUAAAGCCAUCAAUAUAACCAAUAUCUCAAUUAGAUGUUUUUUUUCCAAUUGAAUUGUAUGUACCACUUAUUAACGUUUUUUCGAAUAGAAUACAUCUGAAACCUUCGACUCUGUGAUCAUUCAUUGAGGAUCAACUUGUGCUUGCAAAGCCUCAACACCAGUAAAGCAUAUCACCAUAAUUUAGAUGUAUAAUAUACGCAGUGAUUCUGAAAUUUCAGUUGAAAUUUAUAUCCAUACAAUUAAAUAAAUAUUCGUAUUGUUUUUCACUAAACUCGAUAUCAAUAACAUUGCCAUUGGAUCAUAUUACAAUGCACUAUAAUCAACGGCAUAAGUCCUUCGAAAUUUUCAAUACUUUUUUCGUAAAAAUCGUGAAAUAAAUGGAACUACAAACUACACCUUUAAAUUGAAGAUGGAAUACAAUUAUAAAAAAAUUGAAAUCAUAUUUGGCUUAUAUAUUCUUACAUCCUGAAUAAAAUUGUUGUUAUUUAAAAAGCGAUAUCAGAAAAUAUCUCGAUGAUCUGCCAAAAACGUUGAUCUUCGUGUACAAAAUGUCUGCGAGAUGAAAGAUAAGUGUAGUGAGAAAAAUGAACCGUAAUAAUGAUGAUGUAAGCCUGGAAUAUAUACACUAUAUUGCUGUCCAAAAUGACUCAUAGUACAAGUUUUUAGGCUGUAUGUAAGUAACAGUUUUCUGUGACCACUUAGUACCCAAUAAAAAUAACAACUCAAGAAAUUCCUAAAUAAGUACUCGCUUUAACUAGUUGAACUUUAAAAGAUAUACCAAACCCGUGUGUAAGUUGUGACUCAGAUGAAUAUUUCCCAAAAUAAUGUCAGACCUUGCUAUCAGGUUGUUCUCGAUCUGUAAAUUACAUCAUUCUUAUCUUACCGCUAAACUAAAUGCAUCAAUUCCAUCAAGUUUAGGGAUAUUUUUCUUAUUACUCAUAUAUUUCCAAAGAUCAUUCUUGAUAAGCAGUACCGCCACAUGAAUUUUCUAAACUUGUUGCGAGAGGUUAAUCGCAACCUGUCAGCUGGUCUCGCUCUCAUCCCAGCUCGUGCUUAGUCGAGCUCACCCGAUCCGCUCGCCCUAUUCUAGCUCUCCUUUUAGCGCUCAACUAAUUACAGCUCGUCUUCUCCAACCUAGCCAAUGAUAGUUGUCCUAUUAUUGUGCUAGGUCUACCGACGCCGGCUACAACGUGUUUGCAGUCAUUAACGCUCACGCGACGCUCGAGUACACGUGCUCUGUUAUCGCUCUUUCGAUUUUCUUAUAAAAUAAUUGUACGAAGCUCUAUUCAAGUUCUAAAAAGUUCCUAAAAGCUCUGCUAGGCUCUACUAGUGUUCAUAAUUUCUUGUUAAAGUUAUUAAUCAUUUAUUUUUUAUAAUAAAACGAUCAUAAAACUCAA
Molecule: messenger RNA, 7621 nt
Organism: Chelonus insularis
Lineage: Eukaryota; Metazoa; Arthropoda; Insecta; Hymenoptera; Braconidae
Product: patj homolog
Exons: 16
Coding region: 2943-5966 (1007 amino acids)
Molecular function (GO): protein binding
Source: RefSeq, a predicted model, not a curated record